AUGGCUUACUCAGAGAGAUCCUGUCCGGUUUCGGGCUCCAUGAGAGGAAGAUGUCCAGCUGGUGCUGCUGCUCAAGGCAAACAAAGCAGAGCAAGCAGCCGCAUGGGACCCCGAGGAUGUUCGUUUUCUGGCUUCUCUCAACCGGGCGACAUUCAUGCAGCAUUCGAUAUCCCUCGAGGAGUUGAUGCCGAGGAGUGGCUUCAGCGAAGGUCGAUCAACCAGAUUCUAUACUCCAGCUACCCCUCAGGACAAGAAAUCGACAUGGCCAAGGACCAAGCACAGAUGGACGCCUUUAAUGUCAACGAACAAGACCUGCUAGCCGUCGCCCUUGGAGCGCCAGCGAGACAAGUGAUGCUGAGAGCGGAAGAAAUCGGUUCACAAACAGGCUGGAAAGAUGGAUACCUCAGCACAGAGCACGGCUUUUGCCCACCGGAUUAUGACGAGGCUGCAGGUGCCCUGGCCAGGUCUCCGGGACGUGUGUGGUCUGACCUCUGUGAGAGAAUGCCAGGAUGUGUGUCUCGCGGCCGCGUCAGAGAAUCGAUUGCCGCAGCACCCGUCAUCGAAGGAACCGAGGACGUCAUCCCCGACCAAGCACUCUGGGCCGCGAUAGUCGCCCUGGGAAUACUCUGCUCCAUAUACCGCUUCGAGCAAAAGUAUGACGGGCAUGAUGGAGUGAACGCCACAACCAGCCCGUCAAAACUGAGGCUGAAUUGCAAGAUGGGUGACUACCUUGGAGAGGAGUUAGUGGGAAUUCCUCUCAGCAUUGCUUUACCGUACUUUCAAGUAUCUCGUCGAAUGGGUAGAACACUACCGCAUCUCACAUUUGUCGACCAAUCUUCCUACAACCUCAACAUCAAGGAUGUCACUUCGAGCUAUCCUUACCUUGCACGUUUCGACAACAUCGAACUGAGAUGGCCAAUGUUCGGCGAACGUGCCGAGGUGGCAUUUUUGAAAGGAGUUGCAGAGACAUCUGCUUCUUUUCAACACGGCCCUGAUGCUAUUGCUGCUUGCCAAGAGCAUGUCAUGAACCGCAACAUCGAGGGUCUUCUUCAUGAAAUGAUCCGACUGAAGGAAAUCCUCGAGCGCAUGCCUAAUGCUUUUCAUUCCAUUUCCACAAACCCCAAUGCGGGCGAAAACUAUGUUCCCGUUCAACAAUGGGUCCGCUGGGCCAAGUUCUCUGCGCCCCUUUCAAAGCGAUGCCCUGCCUCUUCCGGCUUGCAGUUCCCGCCGUAUCUGGUGAUGGAUGCAUUUUUGGGCAGAAAGAAACGAAAAGGAGUCCACCUUCGUGCUUGGCUCCCAUCCAACCUGCGCGCCUUCAUUGCAGCCAUCGAGUACCACUACCGUGUUCCCGAGUUCGUUCAGCAAUCUGGGGACCCCCGCUUGAUGGGUGUUCUUGAUGGCAUUGUCGAAGCCUACACUGGCGAGCGAGGCUUUAUGGGUGUUCACCGUUACAAAGUCUUUGGAAUUCUCGAGGUUGCAGCUAAAACUGGUCGUACUGAGACCAACGGCGCAUCAGGAGCCGCCGACGGCGAGCGCCCAUGGGAAGAGACUCACCGUCAAUUCUCCGAAGCCAUGAAGGAACGACUUGAACCUUACCGAGGGGCUCUGCCGGUUGAGCCGCACCAAAUGCGAGGCACUUUUGAAGAGUGCCGCUACGUCAGCCGGGUCUUGAGCAGAUCAUUUGUCGAUUCUGAUCCAGCACGCUCUAUUGCAAUGGCCACACUCGAUAUUCGGGAAACUGGAAUCACAUUUGCACCUGGAGACCGCUUGGCAGUGAUGCCCCUGAACAGCUGGGAGGAAUGCGCCAAAGUGAUCGCCGCUCUCGGCUUGGAGGAGCAUAUCGACGCCCCUGUUGAUGUUACCGGAACAUGGGCCCGGUUUGAAAUGCACCUAGGCUCAGUAAGGAGAACUGCUACACCCAAGCUGACUAUAGGCGACAUCUUGCGACGCGGCCAUCUGGCUCCCAUUACAAAAGAUAUGGCCCUCAAGAUCCAUGGCAUGCUCCACGCCUCCUCCAACACCGUCUUACAGGUCUUGAGCACCGAUGAGUGGCCCGUCAGGGGCUCUUUGGGUGACCUUUUACAGGAUGCCGUCACAGACACUCCGCCCCAGAUCUGGGACCGAGUCUUCAAUCUUGAGAACGUAUCUUGGCUGGCUGAUCUCGUCCCUCUCGAGGUCCCGCGCACCUACUCUAUCGCAAGCUACACUGAGGAACUCCUUCCUGAGACUGUUGAUUUGGCGGUAUCUCGCUCCGAGUAUAAGUUGUGCUCGACCUUUGCCAAGAACAGCGAAGUCUCCCGUGCAGGCGUUGCCAGCGGCUUUCUCAACCCUCCUGUAGAGGUGGAAGAAAUCGACUCUGAUGAUGAGAUCCUUAUCGGUGUUUCUAGGCCAGCUGCCUUUCAACUUCCUCUGGACUCCAUGGCUCCUUGUGCCUUCUUUGCUGGCGGUAGUGGUAUUGCACCUUUCCGAAGCUUCUGGCAGGCUCGUCUCGCCCAAAGUGGUCUAUCAGGGGGCAAGAACUUGCUGUAUCUCGGCGUUCAGUCACGGGAGAAGUUCUGUUUUGAAGAAGAGCUGAGGCAAUACGUUGAUGCGGGAUUUAUGGAGGUUCAUAUCGCAUUCUCAAGAGACUCUCGAGGGUUGGCUUACGAUGGCCGGGACCUCGUUGAGAAGCAUAUUCCCCCUCGCUACAUCGAUACUUUGAUUGUCGAACAAGGUGCUGCGAUUUGCGACCUUGUAAUGUCCAAGAAGCAGGGCGGUCUUGGUGGCUAUCUCUAUAUCUGCGGCUCCGUUGCCGUUUUUGACUCUGUCAUGAAUGGCAUCCGCAAAGCUAUUUACACCUACAGAACAGCUACCGAAAGCGGCGUGGAUACCAUUGUCAACAAGGCAUUUGCCGAAAGACGCUUCAUGCUCGAUGUGUUCAUGACACCUAAGCCACUGCCAUGCACACUACCGACUAUUCCUCUGUCCCAGCUGGCACUCCAUACAGGUCAUCGUCCCGGAUCACGCAUGUGGAUUGGAGUUCACGGAAGCGUCUACGAUGUCACCGACUUCUGUCCUAUGCACCCAGGCGGGACUCUUAUCAUCAAGUCGAACGCCGGUGUCGAUUGCACCAAGUCAUUCGACAACCUCGCCCACACCAACAAUCCCGAAGUGUCCAGUCUCCUGACAAAAUACUUUGUCGGCCACUUGACCCCUAAGCCCGACUACGGCAGUGACGAGAUCUCAGCCCUCCACGACCUCUGGUCAGCCUACCUCAGAACUACAGUCGAAACGCUUGUUGCUCAUCAGUUCGAAAUGUACGAAAUCAUGGGAGCGUCUCUAGAGACAUCUUCCUCUCACGACCCUGCUGGAAGCAACAACAUUUGGCUCCGCGAAAGCCUGCCCAAUAUCAUCGCCGUCCGAACCUUCUACGGGUACCAGUCGCGUCUUCUCCAAGGCGGCUUCGCGGCUCUUUUCGGCCCCAAACUCCAAGAACUUGUCCUAAAACUCUCCUUCGUCGUCGCAAGCGCAAACGGCCCCGCCGCCGAUACCAAACUCCCCGAUGUCCUCGGCACCGUCGCCCGCGCAAAGACCAGCGGCGACGCGGCAACCUGCACCAAGGAAGUAGCACUAGUCGGCCAGUUUGUCUGCGACGCAGAUGCGUCUCUCCGCUUCCAAGAACGCGGCGUAUUCGCAUACGCCGCCCGAAGCGUCGAGUUGGACAUUGCCCUACUGGAAGACCUCCGCCAAGAGGCCUGUAACGGCAUGGACGCCUUCGACAGCAUCGCCGACUCCAUCAAGGACUCCUCGGAUCCGGACGUCGAAAACGCCCGACUCACCGCGCUCUCCACUUUCCUCCUCCAAGUCCUCGAGCGCAUGGCGAGACACUUGGAGAUCUUCUACACGCAACUCGCGCGGUGCUCAGUCUACCAACCGCAGCUCGAGAAGAACCCGGCCCGCACCCGCUGGGCCCUCGUCCGCCGACGAAUCCGUGACGGCAGCCUCUUCGUCCUGGCGACCAAGGCUGAGCUCUCUUCGAACCUCCUGAGCCAGCAGCAACAUCAGCCCUAUUACAUGUCGCGCGCCAACCCUAAUCAGAACAUUGACUUUGACCGAGUCAUGGCGCAGGUGCAAGCGAGCCUGCGACAGGACGUUUCGUCGUCGUCAAUGAAUCCCGCUCACAUGUCAAGUCAGCAGCAGCAACCUCUGACCCUCAACGCAGUACACCAGGCCCGAGGCCGGAGCACGGGUGAUGUCAGCGCGGUCGCGAGUCGCGAGAACGCUGAUGCUCUCAGAGCGAUGAACAGUUUCGUCGAGAAGAACAGCCGUGCAAUAAGGCGGCUGAGCAAGAUGCCCGCCGUGCCGAUGAACUUUGACGACAUCCAGCGAGCCGCGCUCCUGGAGAUGUCACAAACCGGCGGCGGCGCCGGCGGCGUGAACGGCGGCAUGUUGUCGCCGCCUGAGAUGGCAGGCGAUAUGCACAUAGACACAUUGCAGAUGAGGAAAGGCGGGAGCAACAGGAUCCUGCCGACGCCGCCGUCGAGCCGCGGUUCAAGUCGUUCGCCUACGAGAUUCGGCCAGUCGUUUGCCGUCGGAGGCAGGCCUGCCGCUGAGAUGCUCCUCUCCAAACUCAACCGACCACGCGGGGCAUCGCUUACUCGGGGAGCAGCAGCACCACCAGCGUCGUCAUCGGGCGCGAACCCGCACGCUGCGCCGUAUCCCGUAAUCGGAUCACAGGCCCCGUCGCCGAGUCACCCGGUUGUUGACGCGCAGACGGCGCUCAACUCGAUGAUGAGCCGCCUCAACACGAGACCUCGAAGCGGGUCCGCUGCUGUGAUGUCUGCGAAUAGCAACAUGCACACCCAACCGAACGGUCUCACGCGCACGCGGUCACUGAUGAGCAUGGGCAGCAGCGGAGGGAGAGAGGGCAGAGGACAGCAUGUGCCGCGGGCGUCGACGAGCUCGCUACGCGCGUUGAAGCUGCGGAGCGUGAUGGAGCAGAGCGAGGAGAAGGUUGCGCCCACGUUUUGA
Messenger RNA from Colletotrichum truncatum, 5010 nucleotides. Its product is annotated as NADPH-ferrihemoprotein reductase (cytochrome b5-like Heme/Steroid binding domain-containing protein). Gene Ontology annotation, biological process: homocysteine metabolic process. NCBI's taxonomy places the organism in Eukaryota, Fungi, Ascomycota, Sordariomycetes, Glomerellales, Glomerellaceae. Gene Ontology annotation, molecular function: heme binding; metal ion binding; FMN binding. Gene Ontology annotation, cellular component: cytosol. The record is from RefSeq and is a predicted model, not a curated record.